Messenger RNA from Vicugna pacos (alpaca), 6566 nucleotides. The record is from RefSeq and is a predicted model, not a curated record. Lineage: Eukaryota; Metazoa; Chordata; Mammalia; Artiodactyla; Camelidae.
AGGACUGGACAUGGGCCCAUCACAGGUGCAGGCGUGAUGUCGGCCCAGCAACUUGUGGCCUGCCUCUGCCGGGAGGGUGACCAGCACCUGGCCCUGGGGGAGACCCCACUGGCCACCGCCUUCUACUUGGCUGCCUUCAGCUGCCACGCCCCCUCAGCCGUGCGGCGCGUCCGAGCUGCCCUGGCCGAGGCUCGGGGGGUGCCGGUGGUAGCCACCCUGGAGGCCUGGUGCCGAGGUGACAGCCAGAUCCCAGCCAUACACUGGGACGGCAUGGCAGUGGUCUCCCUGACGGGGACCCUGGCCUCUGCCUUCCUGGCCACCCUCUGCCCAGACCACCCUGCCAUGGUCCUGCACUCCCUGGCCGGCCUGCUGGCACGUGGGCGCCACGGGGAGGUGGUGAGGCGCUGCAGUGCCCUGCUGGACGCUCAGUCCCAGCAAACGCUGGAGCUGCAGCUGACCCGCGCCCUGGCCUGGGUCCUGUCUGGGACACAGGUGGAUGCUGGUGUGGCCGACUACCUCCGGGCCUUCGCAUCGAGCGCAGACAGGACCGUGGCCUUCGUUCGCACCCAUCAGCAGACCUACCUCCCCACACUGGUCGGAGCCCUCCAGGACUACAUCUCUCAGAGCCAGGAGGCCGGGGACAGCACCAGCCAGCAGGAGACCAACUGCCAGGGACUCCUGGCAGCCCUGGAGCCUGGGGGCACCUGGAGAGAUGCCCUGUCUCCCGAAGCCCUGCUCCGCAGUGGCAGGUAUGAGGACUGCCGGGUGGCAUGCAGCCGGGCCCUCGAGGCUGACCAGACGGGCAGCAGACCCCGAGGUGAGCGUUUGGCCGCCCUGCUGGUCACUCGUGCUGCCGCGGCCUUCUUCCUGGACAGUGGGGUCCAGGACCUGCUUCGGGACCUGCACGAGGCCUUCCACCAAAGCCCCUCAGGGGCGCGGAGUCAGUUCGAGACGGUGCUCUCGGCCGGGGACCGGGAGCGCGUGCGGGCCCAGGCGCAGGAGGCGGCGGACCUGGGCUUCGCCCACUUCCAGGACGCCGUGCGGAGGCGUCGCGAGCUCCGCGAGGACUCAGGCCACGAGCUGCUGGCCCCGGUGACACGUACGCUCCGCACCAGCAGGAAGGGGGCUGCCCGGACCGGGGACGCCCAUGGCGUGUACCAGCUGGCCGCACUCCUGACGGAGCUGGACUCGGAGGAUGAGGCUUCGCGCCUCCUGGCGGCCGAUGCCCUGUACCGCCUGGGCCGCCUGGACGACGCCCACAAGGCCCUGCUGGUGGCCCUCUCCCGCAGGCCUCAGGCGGCCCCUGUGCUCUUGCGCCUGGCCCUGCUGCAGCUCCGGAGGGGCUUCUUCUACGACGCCAACCAGCUGGUGAAGAAGGUGAUCCAGUCCAGGGACACGGCCUGCCUCCAGCCCGCCCUGGAUGUCUUCCAUCAAGAGGACCGGCAGCUGCUGCGGGGCCACUGCCACGCGCGGGCCCUGGCCAUCCUACGGGCACGACCCGGCGGGGCCGAGGGUGAGGUCCACACCAGGGAGGCCAUCGCCUACCUCUCUCUGGCCAUCUUUGCCGCAGGGAGUCAGGCAAGUGAGUCCCUGCUGGCCCGCGCCCGCUGCUACGGGUUCCUGGGCCAGAAGAAGACGGCGAUGUUCGACUUCAACUGCGUGCUGAGGGCGCAGCCGGGGAACGUGCAGGCGCUGUGCGGGCGGGCGCUCCUGCACCUGGCCCUGGACCAGCAGGAGGAGGCGGUGGACGACAUCCUCUCAGCUCUGAAGCUUGACCCCAGAACCACGGUCCCUGAGAUCCGCUCUCUGAAGCCAGAGGCCCGGGCUCUCAUCACGCAGGGCCUCUCCUCCCGAUGCCGAGCCGGCCUGAGCCAGCUGCUGGACACCGGGCCGCCCCUCAACCACGAGGACGCCCGGGGCCUCCUGGCCGCAGGAGAAGCGCUGAUCAAAAUCGAUGCAGGGCAGCCCAGCUGGCACACCCUCCUGGCGGACGUGCUGGCUGCAGUGGGCAACUUGGAGGAGGCCAGCGCCUGCCUGCAGGAAGCCCUCCAGCAUGACUCUCCAUCAGAGGCAGCCCGGGCCCGGCGUGGCCUGUUUCAGCUCAAGAAGGGGGAUGUGCUGGCCGCCGCACGGGACCUGCAGUACCUGGCAGAGACUGACGCCCAGGACCUCUGCUUCCUGCUGCGUCUCCUGGAUGCGUCAGAGCGGCAGAGCCUCACCCAGGCCGCAGCCCAGGAAGCUGACACCCUCCUGAGCUCAGGGCAGCCCGGCCAAGCGCUCGGCUACUGCUCGCUGGCCAUCCUGGCGGGUGGUGGCAGUGCCUGUCACCUGCGCCUGCGGGCCACCUGCCUGGCCGAGCUGCAGGAGUUUGGCCGGGCUCUCAAGGACCUGGACCAUGUGCUCCAAGAGGGUUCAGGGGACGGCGACCUCCAGGUGCAGGCAGAGGACUUAUGCUCCCAGGGGCGCCUGUUGCUGAGCCUAGGAGACGAGGCCAGGGCUGCAGGGGCCUUCGCCCAGGCCCUCAGGCUGGCGCCCACACUAGCCCAGAGCAGCCUGUGGGAGCGGCCGGGCCGGGCCCCGACCGCCCGCGUGCUCCUGUGCCGUGGGCAGCGCUGCCGGGAGCAGCGCUACACUGAGGCCUGGAUGGCAGCUGAGGGCGGCCUCCUGGUGGACCCCGAGCAUGGCGGCCUGAGGAGGCUGAAGGCGAGAAUCCGGAGGGAGGCGUCCUCGGGCUGCCGGCUCCAUUGACCCAACACUCUCCGGGCCCAGCCAUGGGGCCCCCCAUUAUUACCAUUCCUAGUCCAGACCCUGCAGUGCACCGCCCCCCAAAUCAGGGAGGGGCUCACCCGCCCUCGCACCCUUCCCAGUCCUGGGAUGGGUCAGCGUUGGCCAACCAGCCCUGGGGAGCAGAAGGGAGACAUCCUGCUUGCCUGGAGUGACUGUCCUGGGAGGCUCAGAGCCCUUGUCUCACAGCAACCUGGUCCCCAAAGCUGGGGCCCUCAGCCCCAGUCCUUGCCCCUAGCUUGAGGCCUGCAGGUUGGUUGGGGUUCAGGCCAGCCCCCCGUGGCCCUGGGGAGACGGUGUCGGCGCUUCUCCAGGUGUGAAGCGCCCUUGACUCUGGCCUGACCUUCAGGCUGGGCUCCUGCAGGGUCUGUCCCCUCGAGGGUAAAACUCCCAAGCCGGCCUGAGACCCAGGCCUUCAUCAGUGCUGUUCUCCAGGGAGCCCGGGGCCUUGGGGCGGUGGUGUGGCUCCGCCCUUCCCUGCCAAGCAGGGAGACCCCCGAGGGGCCCCUAAUGAGCAGAGCAGCCGGGCGUCUUCUUGGCAGAUGUCCUGGCAGUGCGGUCUGACAUAAAGGUGUUUGCUGCGUGGAUUAAACCUGCCCACCCCCACCACAGUUUGCUUGGAAAACCUCCGCGGAGGGAGCGGAGAAGCCCAGCCCUUGUCCACCAUGCAUUCCAAAGAAGCCACGUCCGAGUUAACACAGUUCUGUCUCGUUCAUGAACGCAGCUGCUGGACAGGCCAUCGGGCGAAGCAGAGGGGACUGGCCACGCCACACCCUCCCAUCUCAGCACUCAACUUGCUCCCCUCCCUGGCUGUCCCCUCUUCCUCUGCCCAUGCACAGACCCUCUACCUGCUGCCCUCGGCUCCGCUCCCCACCUCCCAAUCGACCUGUCCAGGGGCCCAGGCAGGGAGUGACCCCAGUCCUCACCCCCCUUCACAGAGGUGCCAGACCCCGGGCUGCAGGUGAAGUGGCCACGUGGGGUGGGCAGCCCCCUCCCCCUCAGGCCCCUCCCCAUCACCCACCACUAAGUGGGAGCCUUCAUCCCAGGGGCACCAACUGGGACCUGCUGGUCUGGGGCUGCCCACAGCUGGGCCAAGAGGCAGUGUCUCCCAUGGUGAGGGACCAGGGAAGGGAGCCAGGAGAGUGGGGAGAGGGCUCCACGGGGGCACUGCCACUGGAUUCCUCUGCCUGGCCAGCCUCUCUCAGGAUCUUUGAGCCGUUCCCAUGUCUCUAGCAUUUCCCCAUGCGUGAUCCUCGCUAGAUCACCCCAUCCACCUGUCCAUCGCCGUGUCCAGCUGCGUGUUCAUUGGCUCAGUGAGCUCCAGGAGCCAGUGUGGACCUUAGUUCAGGGACACACACGAGGGUCCGAGUGGGUCAGUUGGCUUUCCUAAGGCCAUGAGGUGAGAGCUGGUCCAAGGCCCAAGGUAAGCCAAAAAGGGCCAGCCUCAGAGCUGCCAGGAAGGUCGGAGGCAGGGGGGAGAUGUCCCUGUGGGUGCCCUCCCCCAACCCCACCCCACGUGUUCCCCCUGCUGUCCUCUAUCCAAGACGUCCUGCCUCGUGCGUCCACUCAAGGCUGGAGCCCAUCAAACUGAGUGUGCAGGUGCCCGACUGCUGCCACCGCUUUCCAGGCCCUGGUGCUCUCUGCAGACCCCGCCCCCAACACUCCCUGAGCAGCCCUGACCUGCCCCACUCCCGGCUCCUCACUGCUGAGCUGGAGGCUGAGAAGCCAGGCCUGAAUGUGCCUGGACAGGGGGCAGCCCUCUCCUUGCAGCCUGGCUGCCUGGCCUCACCUCUCACGUCUGCCCUGCCACCGCCGGGCACCAGGACUGCUCGCGAUGGGCCUCUCCCCCCCGCCUCCCGGGGCAGGAGCUGGGAGGAUGGAGCAACUGCUGGCCAGCAAGCUCACGGCCAAGCGCUAAAGUGGCCCUGCAUGCCUUUCCCAGGUCUUCACAUUUGUUACUGCUCUCUUUUCCUCCCUGGGGACAGAAGAAAGCCUCGUCCCGUUUUGAAAGCUAAGGUUGGAAAGAUCCAAAGAUUUGCACAGGUUCAUAGUCAACUUAGCUGUGAAGUCUGGGAACCACACCCAAGCUCCCAGCUCUCGAGGCGGCUUCAACAGAAGACAGGCUGGGGGACCUGCAGAAACGGGCUCAUCCUGCCAGCUCCACGGGCAAAGUUGUCCUGCCCAAGUCCUCCCACCUCCACCUGGGCCGGGCGACGGUCCCACAUCUGUGGGUACGUGUGGGGAUGUCUGUUAUCCCGGCCUCCCGCUGUGGCACGCAUGUGGACAAGAACUAGCAGGCUCUGACAGCCCCGGCAGCAGAACGAUGGCACGGCUAACAAUGCAAAUCAGACCCUUACCGAGGACGGAGGCUGCACCUUAUUUUCACAAAACCACAUUUUAGUUGACCAAGAAAGUGUUCGUCAUGUGGUGUAGACAGCAUUACCUACUCUCAAGACAAUAAAGAUACAAAUUAAAUUUUAAAAAUUCCUUGCAGGUAAAACAGCUCCUGGGUCCUAGAGGAUAUCAAAUCUGCAAUUGCAGAAUACUGGAAACACCACAGUAACAAAGACAGUCCAGGCAGUCACCUCUGGGAAACAGUCACGGCAGUGUCCAGAGGGAAGUUCAAGCCCAGAGUGCAUUACUAGCCAAUGAAAAUGAAGUACACAUUCAAUUUGAGAAAUUAGAAGAAGACAAUAGAAGAAAUCAGAAGGCAGGAAUUAAUAGCAAGGAAAGCAGAAAUGAGUAAGUUAGGAAUAGAAGAACGGAAGAAUAAAUCCAUAAUAUAAUGCUUCAAAAAUUGAGUAGAUGAGCCAAUAGCUAACUUAAUCUAGAAAGACAGAAAAGCACAAAGGAACCAAAAUUUUUAAAGAUGACAAGAACCAAAUCACAUGGGGGAAAUUUAAAGAAUCAUAAGACAUUAAUUUUCUCAACUCUGCAAGUAAAUGUGGAGUCUGGAUGAAAUGUGUUGGUUCCUAGGAAAAUAUUAUUUAACUAAACUGAGUCCAGAAUAGAUACAAAAAUUACACAGGACAAUUACCACGGAGGGAAGGAGAAAGCUGUUAAGGAGCUUUUCCCCCAAAGCAACUCCAGUUCCAGAUGGUGUCAGGGGAGACCUGCCAGCCUUUAAAGAACAGUCGGAUCCUAAUUCCUUCAAACUCCUUCGCAGCCAAGAAAAAGCAGAGAAGCUUCCAAGUUCUUUUUGGAAGAAAGCAUAAUCUCGCCCAAGUGAAAGCCGCCAGCCAACUUCAUUUACAAAUUCCUGGUUCAGAGAGCCCGAAGGAAACACCAACAAACCUGAGUCCAACAGCACAUUAAAAAGAGGCGGUAUGAGCAACGUAUACAGGAAUGCAAGGACGGUUCAAAAUCACCACGGGAGCAGAGCUAAGGAAGAAGUAAGUCCCGGGACCCCUCCUGGGGGCUGUGGCAGAGGGCUCGGCCACGCGCGAUAAAUCCACCCUGACGCUCUAUCUCCCUGUGCCUUUGGGUCUCUUCCUGUACGUGACAUCGGGAGGUUCUGACAUCUCAGCCUCGUUGACCGCGGACCACGGUCUGGUGCAGAACUCACUCAGCCAGGCGAACUGUUGGAGUCACUCCCCAAGCUGAUGUGAGUCAACACGCACAUUCAGGAUCUCUGGCAGGUGCACCCGUAUCGACAGAGCCAACCCAGCCCAGCACGGUGUUCCUUCCCCCUGCCGUGGUCUGACACCCCUAGUCUCCAACCCCACACAUAACUCCCAGGUUUCUCAGUGUCAAUAAUUACAUACUGAAAUUGUCUGGGUGUA